Molecule: messenger RNA, 614 nt
Organism: Drosophila montana
Lineage: Eukaryota; Metazoa; Arthropoda; Insecta; Diptera; Drosophilidae
Product: protein CEBPZOS
Exons: 3
Coding region: 105-380 (91 amino acids)
Source: RefSeq, a predicted model, not a curated record
ACGAAACCUUCUUACGCUUAUAACCUGUUGAUAUAUCGAUGCCUUAAACAUUGAAUUUGGUGUAUCGAUACUAUUGCAUCAGGCAUGCUUGUUACUUCUUUGUGAUGUUGCCGAAGACGCCUAAACCUGCUAUUUGGAGAUUUAUCAAGGGUAGCGCCAAGACACUAUUCGUGCUGGAAGCCGUCUGUUUCGCUGCUAGCUACGGUCUCUACUACCGCAUGAACACAGACCAAGAUUUUCGCCGGUACAUCAACGAAAAAUAUCCCUUCGCACUUGAGUAUUAUUAUAAAAUUGGAGAGAUUGUGGGCGAUAGCAAGGUGCGCGACAUAGACGCUAGUUACUGGAGCUCCGCAACGGCACAAUUCCAGAAGAAAGACUAACAUUUGAAGAGUAAUUAACAAUGGCUAGCAAUCCUUAUGUCAAAUCCGUGCUAUGGCUGGUUGGCUUCGGUGGUAUUGGAUAUGCUUUAAUGCUGCUGACAGAACCCAGUGCAGAGAAGAUUCAGCGCAUUAAAGCAUCCAGUUCGCCAGGUCAAUACAAUGCCGACGAUAAAAAGAAAGCUCUGUUCAUGCAAAAACUUCAGGAAGCGGCAACAACCAGUACUCCAAUUUACA